GCGGAUCUGAAAUAUGCAGGCAACGUGGCGCAAUAAGGGACAUCGUCUCGUAACCCAAGCCUCUUGUUUAUUUCGCCCAGCCUGAGACGUGCAUAACCGCUGGGAGGAAAGAUGCCGUUUCCGUUCUUGGCCAGGGUUUACCCCAUAAUAUGCGGGAGGCCAAGGCGGUAAAAUGCGGGCGGGAGUGAUCAGAUAGCCGACUCCUCCGCAUUGUGGUGAGGUUCAGGCUUGUGAGGCCUCUCGUGAAGAUAACUUCAUCAUCCGACUUUGUAUCUUGGCACAUAUGCAUGUCUCGCACUGGAACACAGCCUCAGAGAUGGAAAGAGGAGGAGAGUGCGGGGUUGGAUGAGGGAUGAGUUGUAUAUAAAGACGCUGUUCUCUGUUCUACAAUUGUUCAAAACAGUUCACAUCAUCACAGUUCCUCCUUUCUCCUUCAACGAAACUUAUCUCUCUACUCUCAACAACCUUCAAAAUGGGCAGACUCGACAACGACAACUGGCUGUACCCAGGCGACAGCCUCACCAGCGAUAGCGGCAGCAACGAAUUCAGGAUGCAAGAAGACGGCAAGAUCGCUAUCUACUGGGAAGGUGAAUUUGUGUGGCAGAACACAGAAGACCAGCGCGACGACAUCAAGGGAGUUCAUCUUCAAGAUGACGGAAACUUUGUCUUGUAUACCCAUGACGACGAAGCUGUUUGGGCUUCUGACACUUGUGGCCACGGCGAUGAGGUCUAUCUCGCUGUGCAGGAUGAUGGAAAUGUUGUCUUGUACAAGGGCGAGGAUGAUGAGGCAGAGGCCAUCUGGGCGACUAGCACCAACCAGAUUUAAGCAUCUCAGGCUAGUUAUUCAUCUGUAGAGAAGACGAGGAAUAAAAAAAACGAUAUCACCAUGGUA
Molecule: messenger RNA, 892 nt
Organism: Fusarium oxysporum Fo47
Lineage: Eukaryota; Fungi; Ascomycota; Sordariomycetes; Hypocreales; Nectriaceae
Product: bulb-type lectin domain-containing protein
Exons: 2
Coding region: 473-826 (117 amino acids)
Source: RefSeq, a predicted model, not a curated record